AUGGCCUCGGUGUCACCACCAAAACCGUGGGAAAGAGCAGGUGUCGCUACUGGUAACGCAUUAACAUCUGUGCCCACCGCUGGUAGUCCGGUUGCUUCGACUGCGAUGACUACUACUGUCCCCUCUGCGGACAACCCCGCAACCACCUCAAACGCUCCCGACUUACCCUCCCGCCCCAGCGCUCUCAACUCCGUCGUCAAUAAUAAUGCCUCUAACUAUUCUCCCUAUGGUGCGUCACGCUUAGGUACCAGUCCUUACGGAGGACUUGGUGGCAUGGGCGGUUACUCCUCACCAUACUCCCGCUUCGGCUCCAUGGGCUCCAUGUACGGAGGAGGCUAUGGUGGCUACGGCGGCAUGGGAGGCAUGGGAGGGAUGUACGGCGGUAUGGGUGGUAUGGGAGGCAUGUAUGGAGGCAUGCCUGGGCAGGACCCGAAUGAUCCCAACAGUUUGACGAACUCGUUUAGUCAGAGCACCCAGGCCACGUUCCAGAUGAUUGAAAGCAUCGUCGGGGCAUUUGGGGGCUUUGCCCAGAUGCUGGAAAGCACAUACAUGGCAACUCACAGUUCAUUUUUCGCUAUGAUUUCCGUCGCAGAACAGCUCGGAACAUUAAGAAACACCUUAGGCUCGGCACUGGGGAUCUUCACAAUCAUUCGGUGGUUCCGAACAUUGAUCGCCAAACUCACCGGCCGCCCUCCCCCAGCCGACGCUACUUCACUGACUCCUGCGGCUUUUGCUGCAUUCAUGGGUGGGCGAUCUAUGCCCGCCACUCUCCCAGAUGGCUCACCGGCCCCUGCCAAGCCAUCCAAGAAACCGUUCUUCAUGUUCCUUGUCGCCGUAUUCGGUCUCCCCUACCUGAUGACCAAGCUCAUCAAGGCUCUCGCCCGGUCGCAGGAGGCAGAGGCAAAGCGCCGACAGCAACUUAUUGGCCCCAACGGCGAGAUGCAGUCCGCCUCGCUCGAUCCGACCAAGCUGGACUUCUGUCGAGUCCUUUACGACUACUCCCCCGAGACCCAAGAGAGCAACGGCAUCGAUCUCGCCGUGACCAAGGGCGAUAUAGUUGCUGUUCUCAGCAAAUCCGAUCCCACAGGAAAUGCCUCAGAAUGGUGGCGCUGCCGUGCUCGUGACGGACGUGUCGGCUACCUGCCCGGCCCAUACCUGGAAACCAUUCAACGACGACCCUCACAAGCAGCCAUCACCUCCGGCAGCGAGAUUGGCAACACAGCCACUGCAGGCCGCACGCAAAGUCUCUCGGCGAUCUCCAAGCCCGCCAACGACCAGCCACCCCAGCUGAAGGGCAAGAUGGGCGAUAUCUCCCCCGAGAGUUUCCAGAAGAGCACCUUCUAUUCGUGA
Molecule: messenger RNA, 1350 nt
Organism: Penicillium odoratum
Lineage: Eukaryota; Fungi; Ascomycota; Eurotiomycetes; Eurotiales; Aspergillaceae
Gene: pex13
Product: peroxin PEX13
Exons: 3
Coding region: 1-1350 (449 amino acids)
Biological process (GO): protein import into peroxisome matrix, docking
Cellular component (GO): peroxisomal membrane; peroxisome; peroxisomal importomer complex
Molecular function (GO): protein binding
Source: RefSeq, a predicted model, not a curated record